UCAUUCUGGUGGAGGAAAGUGAGCAGGGAGGGUCGGUAAACGUGGCAUCUCAAGGGACCCCCCGCCCCCCCAACCCCCUGUUAUUUACCAACAACAGGCGUCUGUUAUCCAACACUGUACCGUCCUCGCAUACGGACUCUCUCUGAGAAAAAAAAAGAAACAACAAAAUUUUCCCCUCCUCUACCUCGAGAAAAUAAAUGUCAAGAGAAACAACACAAGCGCCAUCAGAUAAGGAUCGAAGCCCAGAAGCGGAGAGAAAGACGAAGAGUCGGACAAACACGUAAAGAAAAAAAAGAAGAAGAAACGCGCACGGAUCGUCGCCGUUGCCUUUCUCAAUGCAUACCCUUUGUGCCCGGGGAACGAUGAAGCCGGAGAUCACCGCCGCCGUCGGAUUUCUGUCGAGAUUUCUGAGGGUAAAAGGACACGUAAACGAUCGACAGGUCCAAACAUUCAGCCAAAGCUUACAGGACAUUUUGUCAGAGCACUAUAAGCACCACUGGUUCCCAGACAGACCCUGCAAGGGUUCAGGUUACCGCUGCAUUCGCAUCAACCACAAGAUGGACCCACUGGUGGGGCAGGCGGGCCAGCGCAUUGGCCUGACCAUCCAGCAACUCUACAUGCUGCUGCCCAGUGAGCUCACGCUCUGGGUGGACCCCUUCGAGGUGUCCUACCGUAUUGGCGAGGAUGGCUCCAUCUGCGUCCUGUAUGAGUCGCAGCCCGGCCCCAUGAUAAUGCCGGUUACAGCCACCACCAGCUCCCCCUCAGGAAACAGUGGGUCGGUGAGCCCCAUGGUGGACAGUCACAUCAGCUGCAAGGAGGAACUGAUGGUGCUGGGCAGAACCAGUCCCUCCAAAGCCUACAAUAUGAUGACUGUGUCCAGUUAAAGAGGCAUACUGUCACCCCGGCCUACUUUUUGUUCAGGGUCACGCCGUGGCUGGUCAGAUCAUUUGACCAGGUCAGGGUGAGCCUUUUAAAGCUAAGAAUAUGAAAUGAAAUAGUGAAAGAAGAAAAAAGAAAAAGAAAAAAAAAACAGAGGAUGUGGCCUAUCGUCCAGGUGAUGGAAACCUUGUAGGUUUGAUAUUUUUUACCCUCUCUCCCCAUUAUCAUCUUUUCUGUUGUGUCAUUGGAUCAGCUGGGCACUCCGUUUUUUUUUUUUUUCGGGGAGGCUUUGUGGAAAUGGAACUGUUGGGGCAGCUAUACCAACUAACCAACCAACCAACCAACCAACCAACAACCAACCAGGAACCCCCAUGGAGACCGACUCCAUCCCCCACCACCCCCACCCCCGACUGUAAACAACAUGGUGAUCAGCUCCAUCUCUGAAGGGGCUAUCAACAUUGACUUUGCACUUUUCUUACUUGUGGUUACUAUGGGUACAUGUUCAACACACCACCGCAAAACACCAAAACCUAAAUUGUAAGGAAUUUUUUACCAGGAGCUACCCCCCUCGAAUUUCAAAAUCCAGAGGGUUUUAAAUUUGCCGUUCUUUAAUUUGUUUUAUUUCCUGGGUGAGGAAGAAGUUGAGGUUUAGACUAUGCCUUUUUGAUAUCUUAGCACAGGUUAAAGAAACACCCAACAAGAGCAUCUCUAUUUUCUAUAAAACACCCUUUUUGGACCACAGGGAAUUAGUUUUCUCUAACCUGUAGCUGUUAGAGCAAAGGCUUUCAGUCUAACCUCUCUUCCUCCACCUUCCACCAUCAGACCUGAGCUUCAGAAAACCUACAUCUCAAACCUACUCUUGGCCUGAAUGCAAGUGGAAUGUGUUGUGACACAUAUUACCUAUGGAUAUCAGUGUGUCCCAUUGCACUGUCGCCCUCCCAUCACCCAUGUAUGUGUAGCUUUCCAGGGGUAGGGCAGGGGAUUAGUCUCCUCCUCCUCCCUCCCUUAAUGAAUGUUGUUGAAAUUCACAAUCAAGUUCCUGUGUUGUUAAGUUGCCCCCUUUUCCCCUCACCAUUUUGUCGUCUCCUACAUCACCAAAAUUCAAAGUGUAGCAAAGGGGGGGCCUAUUUUACCCAAAUUCUGGUCUUGUGGCCCUGUUAGAAUUGACAUUGAAUGCACUUUGACGUGAGAUUGUGUGGGAUGUGUACUUUUUAGAGAAAAUCGCCUGCAUUCCAUCCAUUCGAAUGUCAUCUUUUCACACCGUUUUUAUUGCCCUCCCCAUUUUUAGCCAUUUGUUCAUACUGUAGCUCCCAUGUUGGGAUAGACUAAUGUCUAUUGAAUCGGGAGUGUGCAACUCUGGAUUUCAAAACCAUUUUUUACACUGUAUUUGUGAACAUUUCAGAGCUGUUGAUUUUUUCUUUAGGUGGAGAGUAUUUUUUGGUGGUAUGUUAGAAACAUUCUGUCAUCCGUUCAUAUGGCACUGUUCAUCAGCGCUCUGGCAGUAUGCAGAGCUAAGCUGUUUCCCCCCCCAGACACACACAGAUGGUGAUUUGUGUUACUGAUAGAAAAAAAAAGGUUAGUUUGAAAGGUCUGGACUAAGUGAUGACUGUGUGAGACUUUGGCCAAAGGGAGGUCUGGAGCACCGACUGUUCAGAGAUUAAUUUUAACUUGAAUUAUAAACAACACCGGGCCUUGUCAACCUUCUAUUUUGAUUUAUAUUAUUUCCAAGGUCUUUUUAAGGGAAAGACUUUUGUGUGGUGCAUUGCCUUACAGAGACCUCAUUGUCAUGAAUUAUGAGCCAUUUGUGAUUUUUAGACUAAUAUCAGGCUUAUGUGAGCCAGCCUGGUGCGCAAUGUGCUGCCCAGACCCUCACUGGAGGUGUCCCAUUCCAGCCUGGCAGCUGCAACAUCCUCCACCCCCUCCCCACCCCUUUAGUGUGGGGGUUAGAGUGCCUCAAGUGCCACAUAUCACCCCUCAGCUCAGACCUCCUGUUAAGCCAAAAGCCAAGCCAGCAUGCUGCUAGCUGACCCCCUGUGGAUGCAGGUAGACGUAAUGUGACACAUAUCAUCAUCCAUCACCGCGGGGAGUUGGGUAAGGAAGGUGGGGACGGGGAGCUGGUGUGUGAGAGAGGUGGGGCCAGGGCCGGACUCAUUUGUCCAGGGCAGCUAAAAUCCCUCCAGCCCCUCCUCUGGACUUAUUCAACAUCCCCCUCCCUGACCGGAAGCCCUCAACCCUCCCUUAGCAGUGAUGGAUAAAAACCAGCACACGCGCAUGGGGUGCUCAAGCUGCACUAGGGGGGCUAGUGAGAAACAAGGAAACAUGGAUAAAAGAUGAAGAAUUGAGGGUACUAGGCCAUUGUUUUUUUGUUUUCAUCUCACUGGAUUGCGCUGCACUUGAUUACUGAGUUUGAGUAGCAACUUUGUUUACACGCAUAUGAAAGGAUGUGAUGGCUGUCUGACGUACCCCAAUUUCUCUCCUGGUUCUGGGGCUGAGUGGUAACCGCAAGCUGGAACAGAUGCUGGGGUCGGCUACAGGCGCCGCUCGGGCCUUAGCCACUGGCCAAAUCUGUCACGGCAGGCUGGUUCACCAGUCAUCGCCAGACCUAUGGGUGUUUAAGCUCCCCUAAGCCUGAGAGGAUCAUGGGUAAUAGAGCUAUAGCCUUUGACGCACUGCAACCCCCUAAACCCCUCCUCCCCUGCUCUCUGCUGAUACUCCCUUCAGCAAUCUGUGAAAAGCAGUGAUUCUAUGUUGGCCAGAUGGAGAGGAGCUCGCUGGGAUGGGAGCACAGAGCUUUGGUUUCCAUGACGGAAACCAGUUUUAAAUCACACUGCUCCAUUAUAGCUUUUUUUAUGUCAUGUGACGAGAUGUCAUGAGAUUGGUCUAUAUUUCGGAUGUGAGAUGAUCGUCCUGUCUCACUUUUUCUCUAGAUGUAUUUUAUGGUCACACUGGUAGAUUUUCUCAUCUUUCCACUCUGCCAUCCCCAUUUUGCUCCUUUUCAUCCGCUUUUUAAGAGGAUUUUUAGUCUGGUGAUCUAACCCACUUAUAACAGACCUUGUUUUUAGACCUACAAAAUAAAAAAUUAAAAAAAUCCAAAAUUCCCUUCAACACCUGAAUUGUACUACCACCACUGAAAAUGGUCUAAGUCCUCAGUAAUAUUGGGUUAUUUAAAUGGCAUCCAUUCAGCUUGUGCGCACAUAGGUUACAGAAUUGUUGUAAGAGUGCUUUGAGUAGUCAGAGAUAAAAUAGCACAUAAAAUGCACUAAAUAUGUCAAGUUGAAGUUGUGUGACAUUUUCUUUGAGACGCGAGGAGUCUCUCCUGGAAUGUAUUGCCAAACUCAGGCCUCAGACAUUCAAUAAAUACCCUUAUGGAAAAGUUGUGCAUGUUGAGACAUGAAACGGGAAGGGAACAGCAGUUUUGUUGUUGUUGUGUCAAUAUUGUCAUCAAUUAGUUGAAUUAUUGCCACUUUCACAUUUGAGGUGUUUUUACAUAUUGUAGAAUGUAUUGUAACUGUACAACAAAUGGUAGAGUACAUAACAUUACACAUGGGAAGUGCCAAUAAUUGCUAUCCUGAGGUGUUUUUAGAUGUAUUCCUUUUUUGUAUUUCAUCUUUUAACAUGGAUAACGCUUUUCGUAAGUGAAGCCAUUUGUGAUGGGAGUGUUGGCAAGGACCAAAGUUGUUUUGGUAAAAAAAUAUUAGUUUCCAUGAUCUGUAAGUGUAGACGUAUCCUUUGUUUUUAUUUUCUUUUUCUUUUUUUUCUUUUUUUUUCCUUUUUUUUUUUCUAUUUACUUACAAAACCAGAAAAUAGACAAAAAAAUCUGAGCUUACCCAAGAUGAAAAGCUGUCUAUCUUGUGAUCUCAUGUCAGUACAUCUUUAUCGUGUUGAGUUUCUUUUCCUUGGGUAUGUUGUGAUGAACUGCUGUAAAUUUGUACAGUUCAUGUAAAUUGAUUGUGCGGAAGUUGUACAGAUUUCUAUAUUUUGGAAGAAAAGUUUUUUUUUCUCUGUAAUAAAAGAUUUCCUAUCUUGGCAUCAUA
Scomber japonicus (chub mackerel) is the source of this 4913-nucleotide messenger RNA. RefSeq names its product B-cell translocation gene 1, anti-proliferative (gene btg1). NCBI's taxonomy places the organism in Eukaryota, Metazoa, Chordata, Actinopteri, Scombriformes, Scombridae. The transcript has 2 exons. Gene Ontology annotation, cellular component: nucleus; cytoplasm. The coding region runs from base 336 to 884 and encodes 182 amino acids. The record is from RefSeq and is a predicted model, not a curated record. Gene Ontology annotation, biological process: negative regulation of mitotic cell cycle; negative regulation of cell population proliferation.